Molecule: messenger RNA, 1992 nt
Organism: Rhododendron vialii
Lineage: Eukaryota; Viridiplantae; Streptophyta; Magnoliopsida; Ericales; Ericaceae
Product: 5'-adenylylsulfate reductase 3, chloroplastic-like
Exons: 5
Coding region: 226-1635 (469 amino acids)
Molecular function (GO): phosphoadenylyl-sulfate reductase (thioredoxin) activity
Source: RefSeq, a predicted model, not a curated record
AAUGUACCAUGAAACGUCUUUUCUCCCGCAACCAUUCUCUCUGUUUUCGUUUUCUCUCUCUUCUUUAGAACGAACACAUACAGAGAGAGAGAGAGAGAGAGAGAGAGGGCGCGCGCGCGCGAGAGUCCAUAGUUACGUAACAUACACCCACUUCAGCAAAAUCUGCGAAAAAUACCCAAAGUAAGAGGGAGAGAGGGUGGGAAGAGAGACGAUCUGAGCCCUCUAAUGGCCUUUACCUCCUCUUAUUCUCCUGUAAUUCGCACCUCCAAUGUUCCCAAUCCAAUCCCAUCAAACAAGCUCAAAGCCUCACGGACCAGUUCAUUCCAACCCUUGAAUCGAGUCAGUGUUCAAUCAGUGGUUGGAAAUAUUCACCGCCAGCAAAAAUGGCCGGUAAAAAUGGUUAGUGCAGAAGUAAAGAGAAGUGAUUCAGUUGUUACAUUGGCAUCAACCGUAGGCACUUCUGAAGUCAAUGAUAAGAGAGAAACAGAGGAUUAUGAGAAAAUGGUAAAAGAGUUAGAAAAUGCUUCCCCUCUGCGAAUUAUAGACAAGGCCCUUGAAAAGUUUGGGAAUGACAUUGCCAUUGCUUUCAGUGGAGCCGAGGAUGUGGCAUUGAUUGAAUAUGCACGAUUGACAGGCCGGCCCUUCAGGGUCUUCAGCCUAGAUACAGGGAGACUGAAUCUAGAAACAUACCAAUUUUUUGAUACUGUUGAGAAGUGCUAUGGCAUUCACAUUGAGUACACAUUCCCUGAUGCUAUUGAGGUUCAAGAACUAGUAAGAAGCAAAGGGCUUUUCUCAUUUUACGAAGAUGGGCACCAAGAGUGCUGCAGAGUUAGGAAAGUUCUCCCCCUAAAGAAAGCCCUUACGGGUCUCAGAGCCUGGAUCACUGGGCAAAGGAAAGACCAGUCUCCAGGCACAAGGGCAGAUAUCCCGGUAGUUCAAGUGGACCCUUCUUUUGAAGGAGCUGACGGUGGGAUUGGAAGCUUGGUGAAGUGGAAUCCUGUGGCUAACAUCCAAGGCAGAGACAUUUGGAACUUUUUAAGAGCCAUGGAUGUACCGAUCAAUGCAUUGCAUUUGCGAGGGUACGUCUCGAUAGGAUGUGAGCCUUGUACAAGGGCAGUCCUGCCGGGGCAGCAUGAGAGGGAGGGAAGGUGGUGGUGGGAAGAUGGUAGGGCUAAGGAAUGUGGGCUCCACAAAGGAAACAUCAAGCAAGAAGAGGGGUCCCUAGUUAAUGGGAAUGGAAAUAGUGCUAUGCACAUAAAUGGAACAGCUACUGUUUAUGAUAUCUUUUGCCGUGAGAAUGUGAUUUCUUUGAGUAGAAGUGGGAUCGAGAACUUGGCAAAGUUGAAGAACCGAAGUGAACCGUGGGUGGUUGUGCUUUACGCAUCUUGGUGCCGCGUCUGUCAGGCAAUGGAAGGAUCAUACGUGGAGCUGGCGGAUACACUAGGGGGUAGUGGAGUCAAGGUGGGAAAGUUUCGGGCCGACGGUGAUCAGAGGGCAUUUGCAGAGAAAGAACUGCAGUUGGUAAGCUUCCCCACAAUACUCUUCUUCCCCAAACACUCUUCUAGGCCUGUCAAGUACCCCUCGGAGAAGGGAGACGUGGACUCAUUGAUGGCUUUUGUGAAUGCUUUCCGAUGAGGAGAUGGUAACGGCAUUUGAGAAAGUCAAAAUAGUCUUUAGGUAAAAUAAAGGUACAGGAGCUUAAAGCUUUCAUAGUUACAUAUACGAAGUACAUGCCCAGUUUCUUUCUUCUUUUUCACGUUCUUUUUGCCAAACUAGAUGAUGUCUAGGAAUUCGUCUGGGAAUUAUGAUUGUGUAAUUCUGUUGGGUUCUGGAUAGGUAGGGAUUGUCUGAAGAAAGGGGAUUACUUUUGUUACUUUCGGGUUCAAUUACUGUCAUCUGAUUCUUGUAACCCGAUGGUUAAAUUUUCUGCUUUCUGCUUGUAAAUUUUUGCGACGAGUUGCGAAGGUUAUACAUGUGUAACACAAGUUCUUA